Messenger RNA from Phlebotomus argentipes, 1269 nucleotides. RefSeq lists its product as uncharacterized. The transcript is spliced from 7 exons. Gene Ontology annotation, molecular function: protein binding. NCBI's taxonomy places the organism in Eukaryota, Metazoa, Arthropoda, Insecta, Diptera, Psychodidae. The coding region runs from base 55 to 1257 and encodes 400 amino acids. The record is from RefSeq and is a predicted model, not a curated record.
GGAACAGAUGACUUGGCUCCAUUUCUCCAGAGGCUCCACUUAGAGGCCACCGAGAUGCUCGUUUUGGCCACACUGUUAGUCGUCUAUGUCGUUAUUGUUGGUUCCUUCUCAUCAUUUGCUCCUGAGAAUUUAACAGUGACCUUCCUCUCGCCAACCUCAGUUAAAGUCUCUUGGCAAACAUUACUCAACUACAACAACUCGACGAAUAUUUCGAAGUACGAUGUUGUGUACAAACCAACUGAUGCCAGUUACAGGGUUGUGGCCGAAGUCGCGGGCAACAGCGAAGCAGUCACUCUCAUCAACUUGCUGCCCGACAAACAAUAUCAACUCACCGUUGCGGCGCUGUUUAACGGAAAGAAGUACAGAAGUCGUCCGAUAGUAUUUCGCACUCUGGAGCCACCAAAGUCGUCUCCUCACCAGGGUUCUGGUGCUUUGGGUAACUCUUUCGGUCCCGUGGGCUCUCCAAUGUCGUCUCAGGGCAUCGCAGACGUUAAUUAUCCCAUAUUAGGAGCCUACGAUGAAUAUGGCAACCUGACCAAUAACUCCACAACAAGAGAACUUCCAACGAUACGGGGCGUUGAGGUGGGCAUCGUAGUGCUAGUUUUGUUCGUCUGGGCCGGAGCUAUCGCGCUCUUUUUCAAUCGCUGGGGCAAAAUUCGCAUGCUACUUCCAUAUCAGCCCGACUACAAGCAAGAGCAGGGCCUCAAAGUCCCGGGCACAGGCUGCUCUUCCGGCGCCUGCAACGGACAACACUCGCACCAGUCGUAUUUCCGACAACACUGGCCAGAAGAGCAAUCCACCGUCAUUGAGGAUCGCUGCACGCGGAACAGGAUCAACUCGGCGAUCUUUGUGUCGUCAGAAGGAAAGGGAUUCGACUCAAUUGAGUUCCUGAGGCGCUACGGCUCGCAGAGUGUCUUGUGCCGGAAGGCGCGCAGCGCGGAGAACAUCACGUCUGUGGACCAGAGGCGUCGUCUGUCAGAGCAUCACAACUGGAACUCGAGCAUCCGGCAGCCGGAGAAUUGCCUCACGGAGAUGUUCGAGUUGGUGGAGUGCCACACGCCACAGACCGACGUCCGCACCACCGAGACCACUUCCGUGGUCGUCUCCGUGGCCGCCGUGCCGUCAAUUAGCGGCGAGACCACCACCAGCACGGCCAGUGCGACCCCCAAGAUGAGCCAGAAGACGCGCCAGAAGGUCGCCAAUCUGCCCACACUCUCCAUCUCGGGGCCCUCGCCGCCCCACGAGGAGUUCCUGUAAGCCACGUCGCAA